Molecule: messenger RNA, 2002 nt
Organism: Antechinus flavipes (yellow-footed antechinus)
Lineage: Eukaryota; Metazoa; Chordata; Mammalia; Dasyuromorphia; Dasyuridae
Gene: BDNF
Product: brain derived neurotrophic factor
Exons: 2
Coding region: 736-1476 (246 amino acids)
Biological process (GO): positive regulation of peptidyl-serine phosphorylation; memory; regulation of neuron differentiation
Molecular function (GO): growth factor activity; nerve growth factor receptor binding
Source: RefSeq, a predicted model, not a curated record
GAGGGGACUAGGCCUGAGAGGAACGGACUCGCUGCCUUCGGGAGGGAUGCUUAGUGCCUGGAUCCUCGGGUGGGAAAAACCAGUCCUAAAAUUCACCGGGAGCCGGGACUAGGGCUGAGACUGGGGAGGAAAAAAGACGCCGCUUUCCCUUUAAGCCUCGGGCCCAGCACUGAUGUCUCCGGCGCGGCUACUCCAGGGUUAGUUUGACCAAUGGAAGACCAAAGAGGGAUCUAAAUAAUUUCUGACGGACAAAAAGCCGAAGGCCGGCGCUUGUCUGUCUCUCCCUCCCUCCUUCCUUCUUUCACACUCACACUCUCACACACACAUAAAUUCACGCGCGCACACACACAUACACGCGCACACACAUACGCACACAUACACGCGCGCACACACAUACGCGCACACACACGCGCGCGCGCUCACACUAACACACAAGCUGAGGCAGCAGCGGGAUCCUGGGGGGUGAGGGAGCCAGGCUCGCCCCCCCCUCAGUCUCCCGCCCUCCCUCCUCCCCCGCCACCCCCCUCAUGAAGCUUUGAUGAGACACUUGAGCUGCUGCUGGUCGUGCCGGCGGCCGCUGGGACUGGGGCGCGGACUGGGCUCCGGGGUGCGGAGGAGAAGGAAUAGAAGAAGGAGGAGGAGGAGAAGGAGGAGGAAGAGGAGGAUGUGACUCUCGGGAGCAGGGGACCAAACCAGCUUUGUGUGGACUCUAAGUUCCACCAGGUGCGAAGAGUGAUGACCAUCCUUUUCCUUACUAUGGUUAUUUCAUACUUCGGUUGCAUGAAGGCUGCCCCCAUGAAAGAAAGCAGUGUCCGAGGUCAAGGCGGCUUGACCUACCCGGGGAUGCGGACCCACGGAACUCUGGAGAGUCUCAAUGGUCCCAAGGCAGGGUCAAGGGGACUGACCUCCUUGGCUGACACCUUCGAACACGUGAUCGAGGAGCUUCUGGACGAGGACCAGAACGUUCAGCCGAGGGAAGAGAGCAAGGAUGCCGACUUGUACACGUCUAGGGUCAUGCUCAGCAGCCAAGUGCCUUUGGAACCCCCGCUGCUCUUUCUCCUUGAGGAAUACAAAAAUUACCUGGAUGCGGCGAACAUGUCCAUGAGGGUCCGUCGCCACUCCGACCCUGCCCGUCGGGGGGAGCUGAGCGUGUGUGACAGUAUUAGCGAGUGGGUCACAGCGGCCGAUAAAAAGACUGCAGUGGACAUGUCGGGUGGGACGGUCACGGUCCUGGAAAAGGUCCCGGUCCCCAAAGGCCAACUGAAGCAAUACUUCUACGAGACCAAGUGUAAUCCCAUGGGUUAUACGAAAGAAGGCUGCAGAGGUAUAGACAAAAGGCACUGGAACUCCCAGUGUCGAACUACCCAGUCCUAUGUGCGGGCGCUCACCAUGGAUAAUAAAAAGAGAGUUGGCUGGAGAUUCAUCAGAAUAGACACUUCUUGUGUAUGUACACUGACCAUUAAAAGGGGAAGAUAGUGGAUUUAUGUUGUAUAGAUUAUAUUGAGACAAAAAUUAUCUAUUUGUAUAUAUACAUAACAGGGUAAAUUAUUCAGUAAGAAAAAAAAUAAUUUUAUGGACUGCAUGUAUAAAUGAAGUUUAUACAGUACAGUGGUUCUACAAUCUAUUUAUUGAACAUAUCCAUGACCUGAAGGGAAACAAAGUCAUUUGCGCACAACUGAAAAAAAAAAAAAAGUCUGCAUUACAUUCCUCGAUAACAUUGUGGUUUGUUGCCGUUGCCAAGAAUUGAAAACGUUAAAAAAAAAGUUGAAAAAAAAUAAAUAAAUUGCAUGCUGCUUUAAUUGUGAAUUGAUAAUAAACUGUCCUCUUUCAGAAAACAUACAUACACGCACACACACGUACACACACAUACACACCCCAAAUUUGAACCUGAACAUUCCGUUUCCAUUUUAGACAGUAAAGUAUCUUCAGUCCUGUUAGUAUUCUCUCUGUUUUAAUGCUUUUGACUUCUGAUAGCGUUGGAAUUAAAACAAUGUCAAGGUGC